GUUGGAUUUUGGCUAAGUUCUUACCCGCCACUGGAAACGCACUAACACCCGAGCGGGUCCCGUACAACAUGUCAUGAGGAUGGCUGUUCUUGAGAAGUCAGAACCCUCUUUCAAGCCAGUGUAUAUUCCUUGUCUCAGCGAGCCCGCGAUCGAAGUAUCAAGGCCUAUUCAGUCAGUCUACACGCAUCACGUGUCGAAAGAGUUAAACCAAGAUUACCGCCACAGCGAAAAUGGGCGAAACAAAGCAAGCCAAGAGUCUACAUCUGGUGGGCAUUGGUGUUGGUCACUCGAUCGCCCCUACCAUGCACAACUUCAUCACCGCCUCCCUGGAUCUACCUUGGACCUUUUAUGCUACCGAAUGCGCGACCAUCGGCUCCCUUUUAGCCUUAGCGCGUAACUCGGACACAGCAGGAUUGGUGGUUACCAUGCCUUACAAAACCUCGAUCAUGCCGCACCUAGACGCGAUCGAUGAUCUUUCCGUUCAGAUUGGCGCGUGCAACAAUGUGAAUCGCGACCCGAAUGACUCCACGCGUCUGCGUGGUACCAACACCGACUGGCUCGGUAUCAAAGGCAGUCUAUUAGAGAAGAGCCCGUACAAUCAGCCGGUUCUGGAUCGACCCGCAUUAAUCGUGGGCGCCGGUGGAGCAAGCCGAGCCGCUGUCUACGCAUUACACACACACUUCAAAGCCUCGGUCAUCUACAUCUUGAAUCGAGACGAGAAGGAAGUGGAAGAUUUGAAAGCUGAUAGCAAGCGACUCCCGCAUCCACCCGAGCUCAUCCAUAUCAUUUCCGACGAAACCGAGAGUCUGCACACGCCGUACUAUAUUGUAGGCACUGUGCCGGACCUUGAACCCAAGACUGCUGAGGAAAUCAAGAUGCAGGCUCUGCUCAAGAACCUUCUCAGUCGUGAGCAGAAAGGUGUGCUGCUAGACAUGUGCUUCAAGCCAAGAAGGACUCGAACAAUCGAAGCAGCAGAAGGUUUUGGUUGGGCUUGUGUAGAGGGUACGCGCGUCAUCGCGUAUCAGAUCGAGGAACAGUAUAGACUGUGGGCCGGCGAAGAAGCUUCGAAAAAGAUGGACGCCGCUGGCGCGCGUGAGGUGUUGCGUGAAGAAGCAGAAAGAAGCCCGGGAAUCAAUUCAUGUUCUUCAUGAACAAGAUGUCUCUUGAGGUAGUAAUAGCGGUUUGAACAAUAUUGUUCGGGGUUAUUCCUUCAA
Boeremia exigua is the source of this 1214-nucleotide messenger RNA. RefSeq lists its product as uncharacterized. Lineage: Eukaryota; Fungi; Ascomycota; Dothideomycetes; Pleosporales; Didymellaceae. Gene Ontology annotation, molecular function: shikimate 3-dehydrogenase (NADP+) activity. The transcript has a single exon. Gene Ontology annotation, biological process: shikimate metabolic process; chorismate biosynthetic process. The record is from RefSeq and is a predicted model, not a curated record. Bases 231 to 1151 code for a protein of 306 amino acids.